AUGUCCCGUUCUCUCCUCAUUACCGGCGCGACAGGCAAGCAGGGCGGCGCAGUCGUCAACGCGCUCCUCGAGCGCCCAGACGAGUUCACGAUCCUCGCCGUCACGCGCGACCCCAACUCGGCGUCGGCGCAGCACCUCGCGGCCAAGUCACCCACCAUCAAGCUGGUCAAGGGCGACCUCAACGACGUGCCCGCGCUGUUCGAGUCCGCCAAGGCCGCGUCGCCCACAGGCAAGAUCUGGGGCGUCUUCUCGGUCCAGGGCAUGGAGAUGAAGGUCAAGCACGACGCGGGCGACCUCGCCACCGCACCCGAGGUCAAGCAGGGCGUCGGGCUCAUCGACGAGGCCCUCAAGGCUGGCGUGUCGCACUUUGUCUACUCGUCGGUCGACCGUGGCGGCGAGGAGCGCUCGUGGAACAACCCGACCCCGAUCCCCCACUUCAAGACCAAGCACUUUAUCGAGCAGCACCUGCGCAAGGCAGCCGAGGGGAGCAGCAUGUCGUGGACCAUCUCGCGCCCCCCCAUCUUCAUGGACAACCUCGAGCCAGGCUUCAUGGGCAACGUCAUGCUCACGGCCGUCCGCGACACGCUCAAGGACAAGCGCAUGCCGUGGGUCGCGACCAAGGACAUUGGCCAGUUCGCCGCCGCGGCGUUCCGCAACCCCACAGGACUUGAUCACCGCGCCAUCACCGUGGCGGGUGACGACGUCAACUUUGCCGAGAUCGACGCCAAGUUCAAGGCCGUGACCGGCAAGCCGGCGCCCACGACGUAUGGCUUCAUCGCCAGCGGGCUCAAGUGGGGUGUCGCCGAGCUCGGCAUCAUGUUCAACUGGUUCCGCGACGACGGAUACCGUGCCGACAUCCCCGAGCUGCGCAAGUUUGUGCCCCACCUCACCGACUUUGAGACUUGGCUGAGGGAGGACAGCAAGUACCCCAAGGCGGCGUAAGGACGUGAGCCGCUCACGUAGGCACGAGUCUCCCAUAUACCCAUCGAUCGGUUCCAACCUGUUACUAUUGAUAGCCAGCACCCGGGGCGGCGAUACAGCCCUACGUAUGCUGUUCUAUGGUCUUCAUCGAGCAGUCCCGGAG
This is a messenger RNA of Vanrija pseudolonga, 1084 nucleotides long. Its product is annotated as NmrA-like family domain-containing protein. Gene Ontology annotation, cellular component: nucleus. The transcript is spliced from 3 exons. NCBI's taxonomy places the organism in Eukaryota, Fungi, Basidiomycota, Tremellomycetes, Trichosporonales, Trichosporonaceae. The record is from RefSeq and is a predicted model, not a curated record. Bases 1 to 942 code for a protein of 313 amino acids.